Molecule: messenger RNA, 2395 nt
Organism: Fomitopsis serialis
Lineage: Eukaryota; Fungi; Basidiomycota; Agaricomycetes; Polyporales; Fomitopsidaceae
Exons: 11
Coding region: 75-2144 (689 amino acids)
Source: RefSeq, a predicted model, not a curated record
CGUGUGUCUCUGUCUGUCUGUCUGUCUGUCUGUCAUACGAACACUCCGACUCAUCUAUCUUCGCCGCGUCCAUCAUGCCCGAGAUUCAAGAGUGUUAUUGCAGCGGGCUCCAAUUGCAAACACUCUUCGCAAAGCACUCCGAGUGCAGAUGGCGCCUGCAGGCCCUCCACUGCGACGCGACCGUACACGAUGAAAAGCCACAGGGCUCGCGACAAGAAGCUGGACUGGUGUUUCAGCUCACGCCCAGCUCGUGUGAUGUGCGGGGCAACACCAGUCAUCAAACGCCCUUGUGGCCGCCCUUCCUCGCUGCGGGCACACCUUCUGCAGGCUUCUGCCUACAGGACCUUGUGCUCACUGCAGUAAAAUAUACUAGCAGGAGUGUAGUCCUCAACCUCGGUCGUUGUUGGUUUCAGCUCCAAUAUUUGACGCAUACCUCCAUCCAAAUGUACGACCGUGAGCAGUGGGCCGUGCUCAAGGAGACAUCGUACAUCGGGAAGGGAACAUUGAAGAUGCGGUCCUUUCGCAUCGGGCUCGCUCUUGAGUUCGACACUUUUGUCAUAGCAUUUGUGUCGCAUGACCAAGUCUUUCAGGUGACCUGGGCAUUAAUGGAGGCCAGUCUCGCGCACCACGAUCUACAAGUCCUUGACGAGUGGGACGCUGUUCUGGCAGGCAUAGCAACAUGGUCCAAGCGUUAUUACGAAGGCAAGAGAAAGGGCAAGCGGCUUGCGAGGGACGUGUUACGCUUUACGCCAGACGUGUGGUUUGGCAUAGGAGUCUAUACUGCAUGCGAGAUCCUCUUCGUUGCUGGUAUACCCCCAUUCCUUCGAGAGCAAGAAGUCUUUGGCAACCCGUCCCGCCUCGCGCGGGUCGCACUCGCUUAUCAUGCCUUUGUGCAUAAGGCUGUACACAAGACAUGGCCAAAUCGGGUCAAACCUUGCGUGCGCAACAAUAUCGUGGCGCCAACUACUGAAGAACGACUGCAGAUGGGCCGGAGUAUGUACAUCUGGGCCAAGGACACAGUGGGCGUCUCACAGCGCCUUUUGGACCGAAUUCAGAACUAUAACUACGAGGGUUCCAUAUCAUGUUCUGACGAUCCAUUUGAACCCACGCUGAUCCGAGUGGCGCUCGAGCGUUCCCCUCAUCUUGGGCGGGUAGUCUUUGGAGAGACUUGGGGUGAGAUCGCCCCUGAUGAUCUCAGAAGUCCAUCAACGAAACCGGACCCCUUGACGGAGUACGUCACUAAGAAGAAGCUACUCGAUUGUCAUGAUACGCGCAUCCAUAUAGCCAACACAAGUCCAUUAUUCUUACCUACCAAUGACUUAUCACGUCGCCGUGCACCCACACACUACUACUCGGUGACGGGUAAGGCUGUGUGGUCUAUUGUCCCAGCACCGGAUGAAGUGCAAUUCCAGUUGAAGGAGGACGAGAAGGCCACCAAGACCUUGCGCUACAUCGUAACAAACACCGCCCAAGUCGGGGUUGGGCCACUGGAGUACUGCGCCAAUGCGCAAGUUGUCCGCAAGUCAUUGAAGGGACGGGCUCGCAAAUUUGGGUCGCGCUUCUAUGUCCUCCCUUCACUUGGCGCGAUUCCAAGCAAUGUGCCCCUCUCGAUCGGGCGCCGCCACCUUGCGAGCUUCGAUCACAAGAAGAGCCUCACGCUGGAAGCCAGGGAGAAACGCAACGAGGCGGCUCGAGCGGCCGCAAAGAAGGCAUUGGCCAAGAAAAAGCGCAAGAGCAAUGCCAUGAAGAUGCUGUCGGGUAACGCCCCUCUGACUACGCAGCAACGCAAUGCUAGGGCGGCCCAAAGGAACAUCUUCGACUCGCAAUCACAUAUUGUGGGCCGCGGCGGAGACCACGAUUUACAGAAAGAAGACAGUGGUGUUGCCUCUGAUGUAGAAGAAGCCAAUCCAACUGCAAGUAAGCACACGACGCCUGCUACACCACCGCCCGACACUCGCAAGCGUCGAGUCCGCGCAGAUCACGAGGUGGUGGCCAACCAGAACGUGGUCCAAGAGUUGCCGAGGGCUCGUCGCACGCGGGGGGUUGAGCUUAACAUGUCAGAGCAUCCGAACGACGCAGCGAUAGGGAUACACAAGCGAAAACGUCGCUGCCACAGUUCGGUAUCAGUACCUACCAGUAGCUAGAGUAACCCUAAUGGACGAGAUAUCCCUCACACAGCCUAUGUUUUGUCGACAUCUCUUACCUCGCGGCCACUAGUACUAUCCACCUUCAACAUGAUCAGGAGUGCGGGGCGCGGCUAGGAGCUGGUUGGAUGGUGACCAGAAAUGCGAACUGGAAGUUCAUUUUGACAAUGUAUAUACCAGGAGUAGGGAUUGGCUCGUACCCACCCUGGCGUACGUCUUUGAGUCAAUCUGCUGUGUGUAAGGCCAUGGAG